AUGCCGCCAUUAACAACCCUCAUACAGAACUGCACGGUUGUGACCUCGCUUAAGAGAGCUCGUCAGCUCCAUGCUCUGAUCCUUACAACCACAGUCUACACCAACGAUGCACUCUCUUCGUACAGAAACAACAACAUCGUGUCUAUGUACGGCCGAUGCGGCUCCAUCUGGGAAGCCCAGCAGGUGUUCGACCGAAUGCCUGUGAGAAACACUGUAUCCUAUAAUGCGCUUCUUGCAGCCUAUUCUAAAUCUCCCUGUCUUGGAAUGAGAUGUAUAGAGUUGUUUAAGGAUAUGGGAAGUGAAGGGCUGAGACCUGGUGGGUCGACUUUCGUCAGCUUACUGCAAGCUUGCUCUGCGCUCGACGAUUGGUUUAUGGGUUCUUCAAUUCACUGUCAAGUUUUUAAAUUUGGUGGGUCGGAUGAUGUCUCCAUUCAGACAUCAUUGCUUGGGAUGUACUCGAAAUUUGGGGAUUUGAAGUCUGCAUGCCAAAUUUUCGACGGGGUGGUUGUUAAAGAUGCGGUCAUGUGGACAGCCAUGAUGUUUAACCUCUUCAAGAAUGAGAAGUUACAUGAAGGGCUUCGUCUGUUCAAUUCCAUGUUGAAAUCUGAUGUCAGCCCUACUCAGUUCACAUACUCAACGGUGCUAAAUGCUUGUGCUAAACUGCGAGAAUACAUCGUUGGAAGGACGAUUCACUCUCGAGUUAUUGUUUCGGGUCUGCCACAUGAUUCAAAACUGCAGAACGCUUUGCUCGACAUGUAUUCCAGUUGUGGAGACAUUGGAACAGCUUUCGAUGUCUACAGUAGGAUCGAGGAACCAGAGUUAGUUUCCUGGAACUCUAUAAUAUCAGGAUGUGCAGAAAAUGGCGAGUCAAGAAAGGCAAUGGAAUUGUUUAUACAGUUACUGAGACUUUCGGUUCCUAAACCAGAUGAUUACACUCUGGCAGCCAUUAUUUCUGGAACUGGAGAUGACUAUGGGAAAGCUCUCCACACCCUGGUAGUGAAAAUGGGAUUAGAGAAGAAUGUCUUCGUAGGAACUACCUUGCUGUCAAUGUAUUUUAGAAACAGUGAUUCCGAGUCAGCACGAAAGGUCUUUUCUUUCAUCGAAGAGAAAGAUGUUGUUCUCUGGACUGAGAUGGUUAUGGGUCAUUCUAGAUUGGGCGAUGGGGAGACUGCAAUAAAAUCAUUCCGGGACAUGUGCAACGAUGGCCUAAGAAGGGACAGCUUUGCCUUCAGUGGAGGUCUGAGUGCAUGUGCCGAUCUGGCAACACUGAAACAAGGAGAGAUGAUUCACUCCCAGGCAAUAAAAACAGGAUGUGAUGUUGAAAUGAACGUCUGCGGAAGUCUCGUUCAUAUGUAUGCCAAAAAUGGUAAUCUGCAAGCUUCUCGGUCAGUGUUCUCCCAAUUUUGGCUCCCUGACUUAAAGUGCUGGAAUUCUCUGCUUGGUGGAUAUGGUCACCAUGGAAUGCCGGUGGAAACAUUGAAACUCUUCAAAGAGAUGCUAAAACAUGGCAUCCAGCCGGAUCAUGUGACAUUUCUGACCCUAUUGUCCGCUUGCAGCCAUGGCGGCUUGGUGGAGGAAGGAAUGAUGUUGUGGAAUUCCAUGAAGCAGAAAAGUGGGACUAUUACCCCAGGGCCUAACCAUUACUCCUGCAUGGUGAGUUUACUUUGCCGGGCAGGAUUGCUAGAGAAGGCCGAAGAGGUUAUACAAGAAUCAGCAGCAGCAUCUCAUUCAUUAGAGCACAACUUGGAGAUGUGGAGAACCCUACUGAGUGCUUGUGUGGAUAAGAGGAAUUUGGGAUUAGGAAUUCGAGCUGGGGAGGAGGUAUUGAGAUUGGAUAGUGAUGACAGUGCGACACAUGUUCUGGUCUCGAAUCUGUAUGCUGUUACAGGGAGAUGGGAUGGAGUUGCUGAUAUGAGAAAGAAGAUGAGAGGAAUGAUGCUGGAGAAAGAAGCUGGGCUAAGCUGGAUUGAAGCCCAGCAUGGUGGCAUUCAGGCAUUCACUUCUGAUGAUCAAACUAGUUCUGUGAUUAAUGAAGCUCAAUCAGAAGUAUGGAGAUUGCGAGGGAACAUGGGAAGGUCAGAAGUCGAUGAUCUUGAUGCCAAGGAUUGUUCUACGCAAGUGGUUGAAAAGGAGAUGUGUUGCUUGUUAUAUCCAUCCCAGCAAAGCAAUAGAUGA
This is a messenger RNA of Linum tenue, 2175 nucleotides long. The record is from the annotation of a GenBank genome assembly. Lineage: Eukaryota; Viridiplantae; Streptophyta; Magnoliopsida; Malpighiales; Linaceae.